Bactrocera tryoni is the source of this 1563-nucleotide messenger RNA. It is a transcript of the gene gsb, whose product is annotated as protein gooseberry. The record is from RefSeq and is a predicted model, not a curated record. Gene Ontology annotation, biological process: regulation of transcription by RNA polymerase II; anatomical structure development. Gene Ontology annotation, molecular function: DNA-binding transcription factor activity, RNA polymerase II-specific; RNA polymerase II cis-regulatory region sequence-specific DNA binding. Lineage: Eukaryota; Metazoa; Arthropoda; Insecta; Diptera; Tephritidae. Bases 1 to 1563 code for a protein of 520 amino acids. The transcript has 2 exons.
AUGACAGUCUCAACAUUGAAUAUGACACCGUACUUUGCUGGAUAUCCCUUUCAAGGACAAGGACGCGUCAACCAACUUGGCGGGGUCUUCAUCAAUGGUCGCCCGCUACCCAAUCACAUACGUCGUCAAAUUGUCGAAAUGGCCGCUGCCGGCGUACGGCCGUGCGUCAUCUCACGCCAAUUGCGCGUCUCACAUGGCUGCGUCUCGAAAAUACUGAACCGCUACCAGGAAACCGGCUCCAUACGUCCAGGCGUUAUUGGCGGUAGCAAGCCGCGCGUCGCCACACCGGAUAUUGAGUCGAAAAUUGAGGAGAUGCGUAAUGCCAAUCCCGACAUUUUCAGCUGGGAAAUACGCGCUAAGCUCAUUGAGUGCGGUCUAUGCGAUAAGAAUACCGCGCCUUCCGUAAGCUCAAUCAGUCGCUUGCUACGUGGCGGCCAUAGUGGCGCACACUCUGAGUCCGGUAGCUCAGCGCAUUCCAUAGAUGGCAUACUCGGCGCUGGCGGUUUAUCGAAUGGCUCUGGCGAUGAGAGUGACGAUGAUGCCGAGCCGGGCGUACAGUUGAAGCGCAAGCAGCGUCGUUCGCGCACAACCUUCUCGAACGAUCAGAUCGACGCAUUGGAGCGCAUAUUUGCGCGCACGCAAUAUCCAGAUGUUUAUACGCGUGAAGAGUUGGCUCAGAGCACCGGCUUGACAGAGGCGCGCGUACAGGUGUGGUUCUCGAAUAGACGUGCGCGUUUGCGCAAACAAUUGAACACCACACAGCAAGUAUCAAGCUUUGCCGCUAGCACCGCGAGUGGACUCAGCUCGGCCGGGUUUGCUAGCGCCGCCGCCGUUGCUUCACCAUAUCAUCCACAUCAUCAUGCGCAUCACCAUCACCAUGCCGCCGCCGCUGCUGCUGCACACACCAUGUCCGCUUCGGCCGCUGCGCUGUCGCACAAUCACACGCAUCAAAUGGGCUUAUACAGUCAAGCUUGGAAUACAUUUGGCAGUAGCGCUGCCACACAAGCCGCAGCCGUUGCUGCCGCCACCAAUGUCUUUGAACCGCAUCAGAAUUUUGCUCACUCAAGCGGUUCGGUGGCGUCCAUGUCGCCAACAAGUAGCGCCGCCAGUUCGGCUUCACUGAGUCCAGCGCAUCAGGCAGGCGCUACCGUCAGCAGCAACAACAACAACGAUGUCGGCAACAACAAUUACAGCCACAGCUCGAGUUAUGGCAUGCCAUCGUCCACCGCAACCAGCUCAGCUACAUCGGCGGCUGUCAAUAGCAGCUCGGCAGCAGCCACCGCCGCAACCAACUCGGCGGCUUAUGCCACAUCCUCCACAGCUUAUGGCUUGGGCGCCAGCAGCAAUUUCACCGCUGCCACUUCAGCUGAGCAGCUGCGCUCGCAAUUCGCUUCGGCUGCUGCUUCGGGCUCCCAUCAUCCGGCUAUGUCGUCAUGGGACUCGUACAACUUCCCCGGCUCGUUCUUCUCGUCGGGCGCAAAUCACAUGGGUGGCUAUACGCAGGGUAUGAGCGAGCACAAAACGGCAGCCAGCGCAGCAGCCUAUCCGUAUUUCGGUUUCUAA